AUGAAGUAACAACAAGGUGUUUCUUAUUCAAUUAAUUACGUGUUUACAUGUGGGAAACGCAGGGUGCGUAUUUGUAGAAAUAUCUAUGAUUAGACUAACAACACAGAUAAUUUAGUUGAGGUGGGAUCAAAUAAAUUGAUAGGAGGAUUUAGAUAAGAUCAAUCAGGAAAAUAAUGUCUCCACCAAUAGCAAUUGGGAGUAGGUGAGGGGUAGAAGAAAGAUUCUAAUGGUUUUGGAGGCAAAGGAAUUAAAGGAUUUUAGUGGGUGAUCAGCUCAUAAAAAUAACUUCUUUCGGUAGGAUCUCCAACUCAGAAAGAUGGAGAAGAAAGUUAGGGUAACCAUAAAAAUUUAUUGGAGGAAAGAAAAAGAGGUGGUUGUAUGAAUUAUUUUAGUUAAGGUUAAAAUUUGAAAAAAUGUUAAUGUUUUGAAUGUAUUUCUUUUAUGAAUUAAUCCAACAAAUGUAAUUUAUCUUCUUCUACUACUUCUUCAUCUUUAUAAGAAGGUAAGGAGGAGAAUUCAUAUAAUAUUUCAACUACAUAAAAUUCUGUUGAGAAUCUCAGAUUAAUUACAGAUUUCUAUCUUCAUAAGGUAUCUGAGAUUCAAGGUGUUUUAGAAACUCACCUUUUGUUAAGGGUAGAGGAUACUUUCAUUGAUCUUGAUGAUUGCAAUACAACCCUUUGCUCUGCUCCUCAAGCUAACAAAAACUACGUCUACAACCGCAGAAUUCUAAAUGGAUUCCUCUAUAAAAAAAGCGGAUUGUACGUAUAAUUCACCCCAUCCAAUUCUACUGAAAAUCCCAAAACUGAGGAAAAGACAGAUAACAAUUACACUGCUUACUAUCCUAAUUCAACAGACAUUACUUUAAAAAACGAAAAUUUCACUUUUAAAUUUAUGAUCACUUAAACUGACCAAGGAUUUUCUGUGUAUGGAAAUCUUGAAUCUCCUUUAUCAAUAGUAUAAAUUUAAUAAUAACAAGCUUAUCAUGUAAGCGUAUUGCCAUAGGAAUAAUAAAUCAAGAGCGACUUUGUAUAAAACGAAUAAAAAGAAAUAUCUAAAUCUUUGAUUGCCAACUAAUAAUCUGAGGCAACUUCAUAAUGUGAUUCUCAAAAAAGCUCAGUAGAUGAAUCUGCAGAUGACGAAGAAGAUGAUAUAUUAAGCUCUUCUUUAACUAUUUAAAUAAAUAAUAACAGACAUGAUUACAACAGUGAUAACGAGCUCUCAUCUGCUAAAAAAGUAAAAAACAGUAAUUAAAGUUCUAGUGCUAAGAAGGGCUCAUUGAAGAAGACCCCAAAGUUAAGCAGUAUAAAUACUAACGAGUCAGAAAAGAAAACUUGCAAGAAGAGCAAGAGACUUUAAGUAUCAUAAUAAUAUGAAAACGAACAAUAAGAUGAUGAAAAUGAAGAAAAAAGAUUCUUAUCUACCUCCAAAAAAUCCUCAACAAAAUCUAAUAAAUCACAAGCCUCUACCAGUUGUGAUGACGAAGAUUAUGUUAAAAAAGCCUCUACACCAUAAAAAAUAUCUAAUAAACGUUGUUAUAUAAGUGAUGAAGUUGACGAAGAAGAAGAUGAAGACAAUUACGAAUAAAAUAGCUGGUAAUCUCAUUCUAAAGCUUCUACAUAACAACAUAGUCUAUCUUAGCACAAGAAUUAUCAUAAUUAACUCCAUAAUGAAGAAUACAAUAGCUCUCUUAAUCCAAAUGCUCCAGUCUAACCAAAGAAAAAUGUUGUAAAGAACUUUGUUAAAGCUUUCAGAAACUUUGUUAACAACUGGGGUGACGAAACAAGAAUCAUGCAAGCCUUGGGAGUAACUACACGCGAAGAGCUAUAAAAUUUCAGACUUGAGUACAAGAAAUUUGAGUCUAUGCACAAAUUUAACAACACUUUCAUUAAAGCCUUAAUUUUAAACCAACCUUUCAAGCCUGUAUUCAACUACUUCGUUAAUGAGGAAGCUUGGGAAUGGUUAGAUAAAAGUCAAGUCAACAAUAAAAAGGCUCAUAAAGAUGUCCUUCGUGAUUACAUUAAAGCAACUUAAGACCCUUCUAGAAUAGAUGAAAUCCAUUCAUUGAGAACACGUAAUCGUUAAAGCUCUAAAAAAGUAAAAUGCUAAUGA
Tetrahymena thermophila SB210 is the source of this 2109-nucleotide messenger RNA. RefSeq lists its product as hypothetical. NCBI's taxonomy places the organism in Eukaryota, Ciliophora, Oligohymenophorea, Hymenostomatida, Tetrahymenidae. The transcript has a single exon. The record is from RefSeq and is a predicted model, not a curated record.